This is a messenger RNA of Penicillium maclennaniae, 414 nucleotides long. RefSeq lists its product as uncharacterized. The transcript has 2 exons. Bases 1 to 414 code for a protein of 137 amino acids. Lineage: Eukaryota; Fungi; Ascomycota; Eurotiomycetes; Eurotiales; Aspergillaceae. The record is from RefSeq and is a predicted model, not a curated record.
AUGCAGCUUACAAAUUUGGUCGGCCUCUGUGUCGUUGCCCUAGCUGGCUCUGCUGCCGCUAUGCCCUAUCUGUCUGGCCCAUACCACGGUGCUCGCAUCGCGGUCCAGGUUCCCACCAACGCAACUGGUGCCGACAAUGCUACCACCACUGGCACCGUUGGCAGGACAUCCUUGACUACGGGCUUGGCCACGAUCAGGAAGGGUACCAUUACGGAUAGCCGUCAGCAGAUUCACUCCAAGAAUGUCCCGAAAGUGAAGCAUGUGCCCAACCAUAUCAAGCACAUCAACCACUGCAAUGAGUUGUGUUCCUUGCAAUCUCAAACAUGCACCAUUGCCAUGCCUGAAGAUGACAAGUACUGUUGGCAAGAAUAUUUGCACUGCAAGGCUAAUUGCGUGCCGAGCGACUUCGAGUGA